Lasiodiplodia theobromae is the source of this 1815-nucleotide messenger RNA. RefSeq names its product Glutamate-cysteine ligase. Gene Ontology annotation, molecular function: glutamate-cysteine ligase activity. The record is from RefSeq and is a predicted model, not a curated record. The transcript is spliced from 4 exons. NCBI's taxonomy places the organism in Eukaryota, Fungi, Ascomycota, Dothideomycetes, Botryosphaeriales, Botryosphaeriaceae. The coding region runs from base 1 to 1815 and encodes 604 amino acids. Gene Ontology annotation, biological process: glutathione biosynthetic process.
AUGGAAGACGUAGCAGCGGAAAUCGUCCUCUUUCCAGAGACAGAUGAAAUUGCUCCUCUUGUCCGCGAGAAAGCUAUUGAAAUUGAAUACACGCUUUUGGAACUGGACGAGUCCACAAGGAAAGUGAAGUUUUGUCUGAAGGCGGACGAAGUCUUCGAGCAACUGCAGACUUCAGCAGAAGCCGGAGCCGGAGCUUACACGCAAGAGCUGGGAGGAUUUCAGAUAGAGUCGAAACCCGCGAAACCUUUCGACAGCAGCGCGAAAUCUCUACUAUCCGUAGAGCAGGACAUGGUCGCAAGGAGAGCCGCUAUCGCCGCGCGCCUCGGCCGCCCUGGCAACAACGCCCUCCUCCCCUUCACCAUCACCACCUUCCCCCGCUUCGGCACCCACUCCGACGUCCUCGCCUCCCUCACAACCAGCCCCGCCCUCCUCGCCGCCCCCUCCCGCUACCGCGCCGUCCAGCACCACAUCACCACCCGCCGCCGCGGCGCCACCAUCCCCCCCAUUACCGUCCCCCUCUUCCUCGACCGCAACACCUUCUCCUCCCCCGACGCCCUCCCGCCCUUCAUCGUCCCCACCAGCGUCGAAGGCGAUGGCAGCAGCAGCAACAGCGGCGCCAACAUCACCUUCCACCCCUCCGAAAUGCUCCUCGGCGCCACGCAAUGCUGCCUCCAAUGCACGCUGCAAGCCGCCUCGGCGUCGGCAGCGCUCCGCCUGCACGACCGCGCUCUCGCGCCGCUGGGGCCGCUCAUGCUGGCGCUCAGCGCCGCUGCGCCUGCUUACCGCGGAUACCUCGCUGACACGGAUGUGCGCUGGGAUGUGCUGAGGCAGCUCGUCGAUGAUCGGGAUGAGGGGGAGCGGCGGGCGCAGGGGAGGUAUGGGGCGAGGUAUGGGGUUGGGGAGGUGUGGUUGACGGAGUUGGGGCUGGGUGGGGAGGAGGGGGAGAAGGAGGAGGAGGGAUGGGGGUUGGAGGGGCUGAGGGUGGAUGAGGGGGUGGUGGGGAGGUUGGUGCGGGGCGGGGUGGAGGAAGGCGUGGCGAGGUAUUAUGCUGGGGCGUUGGGGCGGCCGUUGUUUGUGUAUCUGAGGGCGUUUGCGGAUGCGUUGCGCGAGGACGCUGAUGGUGGUGAGGGAGGAGAGAUGCGUGGAGGAGGUGGUGGGAAGGUCCCGCCCAAUGCCAACUUCGAGGCCAUGCACAAGGCUUUCUUCCCGCACGUUAAGCUCAAGCAUCCUACCGCUGAGGGUGAGGGCUGGCGCGUCGAGUUUCGGCCCAUGGACGUGCAGCUGUCGGACUUUGAGAACGCGGCGUACGUCGUCUUCGUGGUGCUCGCGGCGCGGGCGGUGGAGCGGUUUGGCGUCGAUUGGCGCGUUCCGCUGGGAAAGGUGUGGGAGAACUUCGACCGCGCGCACCCCCGGGAUGCGGUCAGGUGGCAGCGUUUUUGGUGGAGGGUAGGGGAUGGUGGCGACGACAGGGUGAAUGGGGUGGAAGGGAAGCGGCCCAAUGUUGCGCUGCUGACUGCUGAUGAGAUUGUUAACGGCUGCCAGUCUUUCAAGGGGAUUUUGGCACUCGUGGAGGAUUACAUGACGGAAGAAGGCUUUACUCUCGAAGAGCAGGAGCAGCUGCGACCGUACCUGGACUUGGUUGGUGGCAGAGCCAGCGGCAGGCUUCGCACUGCGGCGCGGUUCAUCCGAGAUUUUGUGAUGCAACAUCCUGAAUAUGCCCGGGACAGCCAGAUUACUGAAGGUAUCUGCUUCGAUUUGCUUCAGGAAAUUAGGAGAAUGGUAGAUGGAAAACGGGGUAAUGCGAUGUUUACUUGA